AUGAUAGAUCCGAAAAAAUUCUAUUUAGCUCAUCUACCGCAAUUCGAAUUAUUAAUUGCGGACAUUAAACCGCAUAUAAUUACACUAGUAGAAACUUGGUUAAAUCCAGAUUUCAAAAUAUCUUUUGAUAAUUACACUGUCAUUCGUCGUGAUAGAGGACUCAUUGAUGAUGCCGGACGUUUUAUCAGAGGUGGUGGUGUGGCCUGUUUCAUUCACAAAUCAUUGAAGUCACAGGUCCUCUAUUCGUCAGUUUCUCAGCAUAAAAAUCAUCCUGAGUUCUUAAUAAUAGACAUCUCUCCAGCAGUCGGAUCACACAUUCUUUUGUCGUCCAUCUAUAGAAGGCCUCAAGGUGAGCCACUAAAUAAUUUCUUUAUUGAAUUUAAUAAAUUCUAUCCACAUUAUAGAAAUGUUAUUAUCACGGGAGAUCUAAAUUCAAAUUUAUUAAAGAGUGAUAAAUCAUCGCAACAUCUCAAGUCAUUCAUUACUGAUUCAGCUCUAUAUUGUGUACCCCAUGGUGCGACAUAUCAUCAAAAUGGAGUAGAUUCUUGGCUUGAUGUUAUCAUUGUUGAUAGUCAGGACAAGAUUGAUAAAUUUUCCAAGUCCGCCAGCCCGUUCAUUGGCGGCCACGAUUAUCUACUUUGUGAUUAUAAGUUAACAUCUCCAAAUAAUAAUGAAAGAAUAGUAAAGUUUCGUGAUUUCAAACGCUGUGAUCAUCUAGCGCUCUCCCAGGCUCUUAGUCAGCGAUUAGAUCUUCUCAUCGAUUCAUUAAAUGAAUUUGCGCCGUUUACGGAGAGAAAACUAUAUCGUCAAAAAACACCGUGGCUGACGAAAGACCUCAAGCUGGAGUUACAUAAUCGUGAUACUAUUUAUAAGCAAGCUCGCAGAACAGGGAAUUUAAAUCUCUUAUCCUUAUAUAAAAAACUAAGAAGCGAAUUAAAAAUUAAGAUAUGUGAUGCACGUGAUAAUUAUUUUAAAAAUGUUUUAGAGGAAAAACUUCAAUUAAAUAGUGGUGAUGCUAUUUAA
Messenger RNA from Cotesia congregata, 1023 nucleotides. NCBI's taxonomy places the organism in Eukaryota, Metazoa, Arthropoda, Insecta, Hymenoptera, Braconidae. The record is from the annotation of a GenBank genome assembly.